GUAUUUCAGUGAUGUUAAGGGGAAAUAGUUAAUACAAUGGCACGCAUACGAAAAUUUUAGCUUUGCGUGGGGAAUGGAGCGAAAACGAAGAGCCAAUAAGAUUCGUGGGAAAUACUGAGUAAUACGUAGCAGCCAAUAAGAAUUCCGUAAUGAUUUGGCUCCAUUCGGCAUCACUUCCCAGAAUUCUGUGCGCGUAAUUUGUAAGAAAUCAAUAAAAUAUUGCUCCCAAAUUAAUUUUGAUAUAACAAUUUCUUCAAUUUAUGUUGUUAUAUUUUUAUUUUUAUUACUUAGUCAUGACUCAUUAUUUAAAUGUUUAAAUAAGAAGGAGAAGUCCAUCUUUCCGUUGAUGUCCAAUAAAAGCGGGAAAUGUUUACUGUUGAUUCAGCGUUCUUAUAGUAGACGCUAGUAGUUGGCGCCAGCAUCAACCUAGAUGUCACUCUAGUUGACUCGCUCAAUGCUAUUAUUUUGUGUAUAUAUGUAUAUAUAUAUACACGUAUAUAUUUACGUAUACGUAUAAAUAUGAAUAUUUGCAUGUGCUAUCAUAUACAUAUCACAUGCAUUUUGUCCAAAAUGCCUGAGCAGCAGAAGAUUUUGAGGCUACAGGACGUUUGGCGUACUUGUAAUAAAAUCCGAGCGGCAAUUUUUCGCGUGGGUAUUAAUUUAUGGAAUUUUUACAAACCGCUAGAUCCUAACAAUAAUUGUUUAAUCUCAGAAUCGAAAUUUAUUUCGGUAUUGGCUGGGCCGCUGAAGGAUCAAAUUGGUUUGUCUGACAAAGAAAUUUCCGAUUUGGCCGAUUAUUUCCGCGUUCAGGAUGGUCGAAUAUUUUACACCCAGUUUUGUGAAAUAAUUCACGAUAGUGCCCCUGAAUUCGACAAAAGCGAACCGCUUGUAACUGGUUUGGAAUGGGAAGAUCCAGAGCAUGUAAAUCGUAUAAGUGCAACGGAACAUCGAAAAUUAUGUCUCGUACUCACUCAAAUUGCCGUUCUUAUAAACAAAAGAAGACUCGUGUUGAGGCCUUACUUUCAAGAUUACGAACUGAUUGCAAAAAAUGCCGGGACUGUAACAUUUACGCAUUUCGGGCGAAUCCUAAAAUUUCUAGGUAUCGUUCUUGCUUCCGAAGAAUUCUGUUUGCUUGUAAAAAGAUUCGCGAAAGAUGCUUAUACGAUCAACUAUGUGGCCUUUUUAAAGGCGAUUGACGAAAUUCAAUCUUACUUUGAUAAACAUCAAAUGCUGGCUCUUGGUGGAGAAUUACUUGAUCAAUUUCCUGGUCGAAUUAUUACGGCUGAAUUACCGAAACUUCCAAGGCCGGAAAUUGGUAAAUUCAUACCAAGCAAAGUAUUUGGGAAACAAGCUGUGUUCCAUCCGGUAAUGGAAGAACGAAGAAGUACAAUGCCCUUGAUAGAAGUUAUUCAACGUAUUCAAAGACAUAUCUUUGAAAAUCGAUUACGCAUUUCGGAAUUCUUUAAGGAUUUUGAUCCUUUGAACGCGGGCAGAACGACGAUUUCCAACUUCAAAAGAGGAUUAGAUGGUCUUCAGAUUUCGAGCUUGGGACGCCUUUAUCUUGCGGAAACGGAAAUUGACGCACUCGUUACGCUUUAUAAAGACCCAAAUGAUCCAGAUCGUGUAUGUUGGCGUACAUUCGAAGAUGACAUCGAUAAAGUGUUUACCGUGAAAGAAAUUGAAAAGCUGCCCAAUUUGAAAAUUGAGUCGCCGCCUAAAGAAAUAGCGAAACUAAGUCGAAAAGGAGCGUCUAAUUGGCAAUGCGAAGGGAAAGAUAUAAGAGAUCUUUGUGAGAAAACAUUAUUAAAAGUUCGACAUCGAGUCGAGGAAAGAAGAAUUAUGAUAAAACAAUUUUUUAAGGAUUAUGAUCGACAUAACAAAGGUCACGUAUCACGUUCGCAAUUACGUCAAGUUCUAAGAACUGCGGCUGUACUACUUUCUGAAGAAGAGGAGUUUGCAUUGGAAAAGAGGUAUAAUAAUGAUUUAGGUUUCAAUUAUAAUUGGUUUUUAAAAGAAUUAGAGGCUCAACCAAUCGAAGAGCCCUUGUACCACACUAUGGUGAAAGAAAAAAGAAAAAUCAACGCUGAGAAACUAUCACCGGAAGCAACAGCUGGUGAAACAAAUAUCGUUUUAAUUUUAGCCAAAAUCAAAGCAAAAGUUGUGCGGGAAAGAAUAAAGGUAAAACACAAAAUGUGGGUAUUUUUAUAUUUUUCCUUUACAUCCUUUAUUUGUUCUUUUAUGGGAAAGGUUAUCGAAUUCAUGCGUCAAUAUGAUAUUCAUAAUGAACACGUUAUAAAAAGAACAGAGUUUCUGCGAGCUUUGGAUCAACUACGUUGUAAUUUGACUUGCACAGAAAUGGGAACUAUUAUGAAUAUUUUCCAAUCACCUUUAAGAUCAGAUUCCGUGGAUUAUGUGAAAUUUGGGGAAGUGGUCGAAGAAGCUGUUGCUAUGGGAAGUUUAGAAAGAGCACCACUUUUAGUGCCUGUACAACACGUGCCUUCGGAAGCUUCCCCUAAGACAUUCUUGAAUUUCGAUGAAAGGCACAUGGCCACAACGGCAGUAGACAAGCUAAGCAGAAUGCAACAACCAAAUCUUGAGGAGUUGUUCAGGGGCUACGAUAAAGAGAAUAUUGGUACAGUUUCGAAAGAGUGUUUGAUCAAAGUUCUGUCUAUCAGGCGUAUGUUACAAUUAAUUAGCAACAGAGAACUGGACGCUGUGCACAAAUGUUUCUCCGUAGAAAGAGGUGGUCGAUUAGAAAUUGAUUAUCGAGCAUUUUUACGCGCUUUGUAUCUGAUGCAAGAGAACAGAAAACAUCUGUCUUUCUAGCUAUCUUGAGCAUUGUAUUUUGAGCUAAAAAAUAAACAUUGUUGAUGCGUGAAGAUAUAAAAUAUUUUAUGGAGGUAACUCAAAACGUUUGGACGAUAUUAUUCCGAUUGCAAUACUCGAAUUACCUUACAUAAUUUUUGUAAGCGUAUUUAAUGUAUAUUAUGUAUGAAAUUUUCUUAUCUAUUAAAUUAAUUAUUGUAUUAUAUACUGGUAUUAUAUUUAUGAUUUACAUGGAACAGUUUAUAUUUGAAUACAAUACUUUUAUAAGAAGUGAAAAAAAUUUUUUUUUUAUUUACAAGUACUUUACAAUCAAUUCUCACAUUGAGAAAAUAAAGAUUAUUUUUACGAUUUAAUUAAUCCUAACUUGGAAAAUCCUGGCGUAUCGUUGUGUUGUGAUUUAAAACCAUUAUAUGGCUGAGAGAAUUGAGGUACUAUUUUUCCUUUAUUUUGUACCUACCGUUAAUACUCCGAAGAGACAAUAAAACCUUACCCUCUUAAGCAAGAUACGAUCCUUCUGAUAUUUUACCUGGCCUUAGCAAAAGACACUUUCGUUUCUUACAUGAGUCAUAAAACGAACAUUGUGAAAAGUAAGAUAGUGUUGUGUGAAACGAUGUUUCUAUUCGAGUUUUCACUAUUAUUUAUACAUACAGUAAAUUAAAAAGUAUUUGAACACUCCUAGAAACUUUCUAUGUGCACAGAUGAAGAAUUGGAAAAAAUUUAGCAUCAAUCGAAAAUAGUAUUAAAAACCAACGACAAUUUUUUAAGAGAAUAAAUAAAGAAAAUAAAAAGAAGAAUAAUAAAAAUUGGCAAUAAAAAAGGAAAUCCCGCUUUAUACAUAAAUGUAAUGUAUACAUUGAAAAUUGUUAUAAAUUACAAACAGAACUUUGGAACAAAUAAUAAAAAAAUAUAAACAUGACUAAUUCAUAUAAGAGUAAAUAUAUUUGUAUGUGUGGUGGAAACAAAUAUUUUAGGUUGAGUAAUUGUUUAGUUAGUGAAGUGUAGUUAGGAGAAGGGUUUGUGUUGGUGGGGGUACAAUUGAAUCAUGACCUUGUCUUAACACGCUACUUUUCAUUACAUACAAACACGAGAUAACUCACUGAUGGAAGAAUGUGAAUACAAACGACUACGACUUUGAAUAAAGAUAUGAGACAAAACAACGCGACGUGUGACGAGGCGAGAAUUCCUUUCAAGGAAGAGCGGAAGAGUCGAUUGCGGACUGAUACGUUACGGGAAAUAUAACGUAACGGUGAAACAGAAUUAUUCACUGGACAUUAUGUUUUAUAUGUCUUCAUACAUUCGGAAAUAUAAAUUUUUCGAUGAUCUUUAUUAUUUUAACGCGAGUGACCUUGUGCUCGAUCUGUUACGGAGAAAGUAAUUUAAAGGAUUGGCAAUUUCGUACAAGUUAGUUCGUAGUAUGUAUAACUAUGUAGCCGAAACAGUACAGUGUAGACAGUAUAGUGAGAGCUGUAAAAGCAGAAAAGUAGAGAACAAGCAGUGCGGAUACAACGUCCAAAAGUAGAAGUAAAAAAGGCGUGAAGAUGAAUACACACGAGCGACAUUUUACUGCGCGAUAUCGCUGCGAUCAUAUGUCUGUUUUUGUUAUUUUUAAU
This is a messenger RNA of Bombus pyrosoma, 4436 nucleotides long. RefSeq lists its product as uncharacterized. The coding region runs from base 520 to 2826 and encodes 768 amino acids. The transcript is spliced from 13 exons. The record is from RefSeq and is a predicted model, not a curated record. Lineage: Eukaryota; Metazoa; Arthropoda; Insecta; Hymenoptera; Apidae. Gene Ontology annotation, molecular function: calcium ion binding.